Molecule: messenger RNA, 4772 nt
Organism: Rhea pennata
Lineage: Eukaryota; Metazoa; Chordata; Aves; Rheiformes; Rheidae
Gene: C2CD2
Product: C2 calcium dependent domain containing 2
Exons: 14
Coding region: 58-2193 (711 amino acids)
Source: RefSeq, a predicted model, not a curated record
GGGCCGGCGCCGCUGCGGGCGUGGGGGCCGGGAGCGCGGCUCCCAUUAUGGUCAGCCAUGGCGGGGCCGGCUGCCUGGCUGGGCGAGCUGGGCUGGUACGCGCUGGUCGCCCUCUUCGUGGCCGCGCUGGCCACCCUGGCCGUCUACCUGGUGCAGUACGCGCUGCUGGCGCUGCGGCGGGGCGGGCGGCGGCGGCGGCGGCUGCCUCCAGCGCCAGCGCCGCUGCCGCCGCCUCCGCCGCGGCGGGACGAGCUGCUGGAGGAGGGCGGCUCGGUACUGGGCUGGGCGCUGUCGCGGGGCAGCUGGCGGCGGCAGUGGCGGCGGGCCUGGGUGGCGGCGCUGAGCGCCGAGGCCGCGGCGCGGGCGGAUUCACAGUUGAUUACAUUUGAGAACCAUGACCCACCGGAACCACUUGAGUUAGCAGUUAAAGAAGUUGUUAGUGUUGUAAAGUCAGCACAAGAGAAGGUGGUUUCUUGUAAUGUUGUGGGAGAUUCCAUUACAUUUGCUGUCAAUGUCUUGCAUACUUCACCCACUACUGCAGAAAGUCAGUCAUACAGUGUGAAACUGUCUCCACUUCACUUGCAGCUUCAGCUCUACGUGAAAGACAAGGGAGAAGAUGUCAAAGUUGAGUGGUUCCUCAUUAAUGCCUCUGAAACCAAUUUUGAAAUCCAGCCAUCAGUGCAGGAGGGACAGACAGCAGGGAUAUGUGCAAUAUCUGAAACACUCAGAGAUGUUUUGAAGAACCUCUUCAGUUCAGUUUCCGCAUCUGUGGUGCUGAGUACAAAGCCUACAGAUAUAAAGGAGGUACAGAAUGUACAAAACAUAAGCGUUGUCCCUCAGGGCACUAGUCCACCUAAACCUCCAAGGGCUCAUGAGCUGAAACUACUAGUAAAGAACAUCACGGUAAAACUAACUGAUGAAAAUGCUGCAGGCAGCACAAACCUUGUGUGUAUACUUCAGUUGAAUGACCCUAUACAGAAGUUUUCCAGCUCUGUAGCCAAAAAUGCUGCAAAUGUCUUUUGGAAAGAAGAGUUUAUCUUUGAAUUAAGUGCCAAAUCAAAAGCAUUGCAACUGCAAAUAGAAGAUGGAAACUUGGACGGUUCUUUGUUGGCAAGGGCAACUGUACCUCUUGACUUGUUCAGAAAACAGCCUACUGGCCAGCAAAGCUUUGUGCUGAACAGCUGGGCCAGCGAGAGCAGCCCAGAGCUUGGGCCUGAGCUAGGAUCCAUUAGUGCCGAGUUCUCUUUUAUAGAACCUAAUGAAUUAAAGUCUUGGCAAGUUUCUUCUCCGGUGCCAGGCACCAAGAUAGAAAAGGAUCGAACUGUGAUGCCCUGUGGGACUGUAGUCACUACUGUAACUGCUGUGAAAACCAAACCUCGACUAGAAGGGAGAUCUUCCCCACUGAGCACAGAUUCUCCUGUGAAAACGCCAGUUAAAGUAAAGGUGAUUGAAAAGGAUUUCUCUAUUCAAGCUAUCCAUUCCCAUGGUGCUCCAGUCAGCAAAACUUUAUCAUCUUCAGAUACAGAGCUGCUGGUAUUGAAUGGCACUGACCCCGUUGCAGAAGCAGCUAUUCGACAGUUAAGUGAGUCUGCAAAGCAGAAGCUGAAGUCUCCUAGAAAGAAAAGCACCAUUAUAAUAUCAGGAGUGUCAAAGAUCUCUUUAUCUCAGGACAGUGAAGCUGCACUGAUGAUGGACUAUGCUGCAACCAUGGAGGGCUCUUGCAAAAAAGCAGAUCCACCUGCUGCGGAGGAGCAUAUUGCAAAAGUCACCUCUGAUGAAAAGCUAUCAUUAGGUGCUUCGGAAACAGCACCUGAUACUGAUCCACAGCAAAGUGACCAUAAGGCUUGGGGUUUGGAGAAUGGCAGCCAGCAGUGGAACAGCAACACACUGCUAGACCAGACUUGUGAAGAAAUGUCUGGGAGCUCAUUAAGUGUUUCAGAAACUGGGAGCAUGAAAAAAUCUAAAGGUGGGAUUUUAAAAAAAAGCGCAAAGCUCUUCUUUCGUCGGCGGCAUCAUCAGAAGGAUCCAGGAAUGAGUCAAUCGCACAACGAUCUUGUCUACCUGCAGCAGCCACUGUCAGAGGAAACGCGCAAGAAGGGAGGAACACUUUCACGUAUUCUUAGCAGGAAGCUCCUUUCCAAAAACAAAAGCAAGAACAAACUGAAUGGUGCUUCAGCAGAACCAUCCAUAUAAGACUGAACACACUCGAAUGGGAUAUUUGCACAUCCGUUGAUCAGUUGUUUACAGAGCAGUACCAGAUAACACACAUGCAGCUGAUGACCCACAUAAAAUGAUGUUCACUAAUACAGUAGUCAAGGAAUAAACAGAAAGCUUGUCUUUCCUUUAUUUUUCCAGAAUGCUUUCCUUUAUAAUUAAUGAGUUGCUCCUCCAAAUACAAGAAGUGUGAAUUGUAUCAUGGCAGCAUUUGAAGAAUUGCAUGGUUUGUUGUAGAGGAUAAGGAAAGAUGGAGAAUGGUGCAGGUGGGGGGAGAACUUUUAUGCGAGCACCAAGUUUACAUUAGUGGAGAGCUAAGAACUGAAAAAUCCUACCUGCUGUAUGACUGAACCACUAUAAAAGAGAUGACAUACCACUGUGCUUCCUUACUGCAACACGGAAUGGUAGCAACACAAGUCUCAACUUGGUUUUCUAGUUAGGCUGAAAGACAAAAGAGAGACACAGAUCCAGUUUGUAUUGUAAUUUAGAAACGGGUAAGUUUUUAGAGGCAGAACUAAAAUGCUGAUUAAGAUAGCCUGCUGUAAUAACUCUAGCCUGCUGUAUUAACUGCUCAGUCCAUGUAGGUGGAGAGAUGCCUUUGAUAUUAGCCAUAAAUCAAUAAAUUAUGCAAAUGCCUAUACAAGCAUAUUGUAUAAUAUUCUGUGCAUGUUAUGCUUAAAAACAGAACUUUUCCUAAGUCUAUCCAAGUCUACUUGCAAACAAAAUAUUUUAAAAUUCCUACAUGUAGCUUCUCUUCCAUAUGUGAGAAACUGCACUGCUAAUGCAACAACUUGUCUAAGGGGCUCUAAUUCCUUCUCUCAAGUACUUGUUAAACAAGUAUAUUAAUCAUCAUAUCAAAUGCAAAGCUAGGAGCAAUAAGUGUUGAACAGAGCAUAUUUAACCUUACAUAAGCUUUUCAUAGAUAGCUUAUUUUAGAUGCCAAAUGGUUACUGAGAUCUUAGAAAAUGCAGUUGUGAAGAGAGCUUCUUUCUUUAAAAAGUAACAAUAAUUAUCCCCUAACAUCAGUUUCUAGAGGUAUCAGUGUUGUCACAUGGUGAGUGGCUGGUUGGGCUUUGACUUUUUACUCAUUAAAUACAGCAGCUGGCUCCUUUAAAUUAAAAUGAAAAAAUGGUGAAAGUAAAGUUAUAGUUCUAUUUUUUUUUAAGAUACUUAAAUAGAGGAGUAAAAUAUCGGUUGGUAUCUCACAGGCAGCAUCUUUUGCGCAUACUUGUACUUUUCCAUCGUAUACAUUCUUACCAAGAACAAAGGACUAUGCCAGCUCUCUUUAGCCAAGAAGAACACCUAUUUCAUCAAAACUUCUGACAUAAAUGGAUGAUAGAUUUGUGCCUGCUUUGCCAAGAGUGAUUUAUCCCCCCCUUAAAAGACUUCUUUACAUUAGGAUGGUAGAAAAUUGGGCUUACAUCUUAAAGCAUCCUUCAAAAAUAGAAAAACAGAAAUACAUUUCAAAACUUCUGGUCAGUUUCGAGUUCCCUGGCAAAUAUUUUUGCAAAGAUAAAUCUGGAGGAUUUUUUUUUAAUUCAAAGAAAUGAACUGCAAAAAUCUUUUAACUGAGUCUAAUGUUUAAAAAUACAGUUUUUAUGUAGCCUACUAAAAUCACUGUGGUAGUACAGCAGUCCAGAUGAUCAAACAGUUGUAUGUUUAAGCAUGCUGCUUAUUAUGAAAACACUUGAAGGUGUUUUUAAUAUUCUGUUUAAAAAUUUUUUGUUACACGAGUAUUUUAGACCUUUAAUGUGUUUAGAAAUCCCAGGUCAGUAAUACAGGUUUGUCCUGCUUAUAUGUGCUUGAAGAGUUUUGUUCAAUUUUAGUUUAAGACAAAGUAGAAGUUAGGCUUCUUUGUUUAGGCUUCUUCAUUUGCUCUAUGGUAGCUCAUAAGCUGAGCAUUAGAAGACUGAUGUUAUGUUCCCUCAGCAUACAAUUUUUCCUGUUGACCUUAGCAGGAGUUCUCUGCAUGAUGGGGAGAAAUGAAGUCCCUAUCAUGUUUUAAAUGUUUAGUCUUGUCAGUCCUGCUGAAGGAGAAAAAUAAAACAGCACUGAGCUCAAGAAAUCAAAGUAUAAUUAAGGUGAGACCAGGUUCUGUGUAUAACAGCCCCUUACACUAAAAGCUAACAGCUGUAGAAUUGGGAAUGUAAAGGGAUUAUGUAUCACUACUUGAAGUCUAUUCAAAUUACUGAACUGGGAUUUUAAUUUAUGGAAGCUUUUUUACUGUAGGACGUGGUAGAAUUAAUGCUGAGUAACUUGCAAAGCACAGGAGUAGGGUUUGCUUGUAUAUUACCCCAAAGGGAAAAAAGCCUUGAAGGUAGUUGUUUUAUUUUGGGCUUUUUAACCUUUCUUAAGGUCUUGGUGGCUGCCUAAAUGCACGUCUUAAUGGUAGGGACUAAGAGCAUUCAAUACCACAAACUGUAUUUGAGCUUGCAUAUAUUGAGAAAGAAUUAAUUAUUCAGAUGAAGGAAACAAGGUGUUUGGGGUAAAGGGGGAAUCUUGUUUUUUAAUUACCUUCACUCCUCAGGAAAAUAAACGCUAUUUGGUUUGAUAAUGUG